This is a messenger RNA of Sesamum indicum (sesame), 903 nucleotides long. RefSeq lists its product as uncharacterized. NCBI's taxonomy places the organism in Eukaryota, Viridiplantae, Streptophyta, Magnoliopsida, Lamiales, Pedaliaceae. The record is from RefSeq and is a predicted model, not a curated record.
AUGGCGAGCUCCUCCAAUACAACCCCUGAUAUCCCGGUCGCUGGGAUGAACUAUGGAACUGAAUCAUCAAUUGUGAGAAAUCAACUGGCAGAUCAUUCCAACUUAGUGAUGGUUUCUGCACCUUUCAAUGGUGCGAAUUGGCUGACGUGGAGCAGAUCCAUUCGCAUAGCCUUGGAAAGGAAGGAUAAGUUAGGAUUCAUUGAUGGAUCCUUUGAGAGGCCGAAUGAAGCUAGAACACUUUGGAUAGAACUAGAAACGAGAUAUGGGGAAUGUGAUGGUCCCCUAUUGUACAAAAUUCAGAGGGAAAUCAGUUCAGUAACACAGGGUAAUCUAAGUGUUACUGCAUACUUCACGAAAUUGAAGCAGCUGUGGGAUGAAUUGAUUUGUUUGAUGCCGCCUGCUAUGUGUUCAUGUGGGAACUGCACUUGUGGCUGCAACAACAUGAAAAUAGAACAGAAUGAGGCCAAUCAGUUGAUGCAAUUUUUGAUGGGAUUAGGAGAGCCACAUGAUAGUAUUAGAAGUCAAAUUCUAGUACUCGAUCCUCUACCAAAUGUUAACAAGGCCUACUCAAUGGUGUUGCGAGUAGAAAGACAGAGAAUCGUGAAAGGAACGGAAUUCCGAUUCAACUCUGGGAAUAAGAACUACAUGAAGAAAAAGGGGAUAACUGAUAAAAGAAGCUUGGUUUGUGAUUACUGCAACAAACAAGGACAUAACAAAGACUCAUGUUUCAAGUUACAUGGAUUUCCGGACUGGUACAAAGACUUAAAUGAACAAAGGAAGAGAGGUAGCAGCAGAGCUUUUGCAGUGAAUGAUGGUCCAAUUUCCAUGGAAAAAUCACAGAGGAAUGAGCUAUUGUCAGACUUGUUGGAGGCUUUACAGAUGGUUCAAAAUAAAGCUCCUUAG